This is a messenger RNA of Sporothrix brasiliensis 5110, 2433 nucleotides long. Its product is annotated as nucleolar protein 4. The coding region runs from base 1 to 2433 and encodes 810 amino acids. The record is from RefSeq and is a predicted model, not a curated record. The transcript has a single exon. Gene Ontology annotation, molecular function: RNA binding. NCBI's taxonomy places the organism in Eukaryota, Fungi, Ascomycota, Sordariomycetes, Ophiostomatales, Ophiostomataceae.
AUGGCCAAGUCUGUGACACAGAAGAGACGGAGAGAGGCAGAGGCCGACCAGGAACGCCGCCAUGAGGAAUCCAGCGACGCCCAGUCGGCCGCGAUAACUGCGCCGCCGAAUAAGAAGGCUCGUGUCGAGGAGCGCCGGUCGAUUUUUGUCCGCUCGCUGCCGACGACUACCACCAGCGAGAAGCUGACCGAGUUUUUCUCGGAGCACUUCCCCGUCAAGCACGCCACCGUCGUAACGGACCCCAAAACCAAGGAAUCUCGGGGCUAUGGAUUCGUGACCUUCACCGACGCUGAGGACGCUGCCGAAGCCAAGGCCAAGCUGGACAACCAGCUGCUCGAGGGCCGCCGACUGCGACUCGAGAUUGCGGAGCCGCGUAGCCGGCCGACUGCGACAAACGGCUCGGCCAAGGCCAUUGCAGGCGCCGCGGCGGCUGCCGACAAGAAGAAGAAGCGCGAGGAGGAUAUGCUUGAGGCACGCAAGGCGCCCAAGCUCAUUGUGCGCAACCUACCGUGGAGCGUAAAAACGUCGCAGGACCUGGCGGCGCUCUUCCGUAUGUACGGAAAAGUCAAGUUUGCCGAUCUGCCAAGCUCCAAGGGAAAACUGUCGGGCUUCGGCUUUGUUACUCUGCGUGGCAAGAAGAACGCGGAAAAUGCCAUCGUGGGUGUCAACGGCAAGGUCGUGGACGGGCGGACGCUCGCUGUCGAUUUUGCUGUCGACAAGCAGAAGUGGGAAGAGCUACAACAGAAGGAUAGCGGCGACAACAUCGACGACACCGAGGGGACGAAGGAUGCCAAGUCGCCCAAGAACAAGAAGUCCAAGGCUGGCAAGGAGGCUUCUGGUCCACCAAAAACCGCCGAGCAGCUGCAGGCAGAGGAGGAUGUGCGGAACUUUAUGAAAGACAAUAUGGAGAAUCUCGAGGAGGAGGAGGAUGACGAUGACGACGCAAAGGACGACGACACAACUAGCGACGAGGAGGGCUCCGAAGAUGAUGAAGAGAAGGACUGGGAGGAUGAUGACGAGGAGGAGGAUGCGGUGGAGGCCCCCAAAAAGGUCCUGACGAAUGACAAUUCGUCCACGCUUUUCGUUCGCAACCUCCCUUUCACGACUACGGAUGCCGAGUUAAAGUCACACUUUUCAAAGUUUGGACCGCUGCGGUACGCUCGCAUUGUCAUGGACCGGGCUACCGACCGGCCUGCCGGCACAGGCUUCGUUUGCUUUGUGAGCGAAGAGGAUGCCAAGGCCUGUGUGCGCACCGCCCCGCGUGCUCAGAAGCCGGCAGUCACCGGCAAGCACUCGGUGCUGCAGGACGAGCGCGUGGACCGUGACGGCCGAUAUACACUGAACGGUCGUGUGCUGCAGGUGGCACAGGCUGUGUCGAAGGCGGAGGCGACAAGGCUGUUCGAGGAAGGCCCUGCUGCCCAACGGGCCCGGGAGAAGGACAAGCGUCAUCUGUUCUUGCUGUCCGAGGGCACGAUUGCGGUCGGUUCACCGCUGUACAACCUGCUUCCCGCGCCCGAAAUCAAGAUGCGCGAGGCCAGUGUCAAGCAGCGCCAGACCAUGAUCAAGAGCAACCCCAGCUUGUCGUUGAGUCUGACGCGACUUGCUAUCCGCAACAUCCCGCGUCACAUUGAUUCCAAGGGCCUCAAGGAGCUGGCGCGCAAGGCUGUUGUGGGCUUCGCGACGGACGUCAAGGAGGGUCGCCGCCAGCCGCUGGCCCGCGACGAGAUUGCGCGCGGCGGUCAGCAGGACCGCGAGGCAGAGCAACUGCGGCGCGCCAAGGGCAAGGGCGUGGUGAAGCAGGCCAAGGUUGUGUUUGAGACGGAAAAGGGCACCAAAGUAGACGAGUCGAACGAGGGCGGCAAGAGCCGUGGCUACGGUUUUAUUGAGUACUGGUCGCACCGUUGGGCGUUGACGGCGCUGCGCUGGCUCAACGGCCACGCGGUACAAAACGGUAACAAGACGAACCGCUUGAUUGUCGAGUUUGCGAUUGAGAACGCCAACGUGGUUGCACGUCGCAAGGCCAACGAGGAGCGGUCGCGCAACCCGCGCCCACCGCGUCCAGAGGGUGAGGCGAACGACGAAACCAACGGUUCAUCGAACGGCCGACCACGCGGCAAUUCCAAGGUUGGCAAGUUUGACAAGCCGAGCAAGUCGCAGAAGCCAUCAGAGAAGCCUGGCAAGUUCAGCAGAUCGGAGAACUUUAAUAAGUCGACAAAGAACAAGAAAGGAGCAUCUGAGCAGGGCGGCGAGAAGACCCUUGCGCAAGCAUCCAAGGCUGCCAAGGCAGCAGCCAAGACCGGCAAGGGCGACACGGGCACCGAUGGUGUGCGGCCGUCCAAGAAGGAGCGGGCCGAUGCGAAGCUGGCCGUGCGCCAACAGAUUAUCCAGCGGAAGCGCAUGAUGCGCAAGAAGAAGGGCGCCUCUCGGGGCUGA